UAUCGAUAAGCAUCGAUUUUAUCGCUAAAAUCGCCCAGCACUAAGUUGUUUUUUUUCAUAUGGUUUUUUGAGGUGAUUUUUUCUUGGUUUUUAGGCGUUUUUUGGCGCAUUUAAUUUAUUAUAAAGUCAUCCUGACGAAGUGGUGUGCCACCCGGAUGCCCUGGAAAAAAACUCCUGUCAAAAUACUGUGUUUUUUGAGCAAACAACUAUCAAUUGCAGGAUCUAUCCCUCUUAACAUAUCUUUCACUGAAAGAUUACGGGAAGUAAAUUCCUAAAAUAUAAGCGGAGUCCACUCCUAACGAACUGCAGGGCUAGACCCUCAUAUAUAGCGGGCUUAGCCCUAAAAAUCUAUUCUUUCAACCUCUAGUAUACCAGUUCAUUCUGUAUUGAAAGAGGAUAUCGUCUGUAUCCUCUGACUUCCUUCAUACAAUAUAUUAAUAAAUGGAUCAGCUCUCUGAGCAACCUGCGAUACCGACAACAUCAUCUGUAGUUUAGUAUAAGAGCUGAAGCCAAGCUUAAUAUGGCUACUAGGGGGUGGAUUUUGAGCCAUCCAGCCAUGUUACUGGCUUCAGGGAUGGAAAGCUGUCCGCGCAAUAAGUUACUAGUUGCAACUAGAGAUUGAUUAAAGCUUUAAGAUUAAAGUUGUCCACUCUUUGCUAGAGUUACCAUUUUAAAAUUGAUUUAACAAUGUUGAUUAAUGAACUUCCUGAUGAUUGUUUGCUGGCUAUUUUUGAUUACAUACAUAUAUUAGAAGAUUUAAUAAACUGCUUCGAAGUUUGCGAAAAAUGGCGUAAUUUAAUUGUUGGUCGGACGAAAAGAGUCAAAUACGUGUCUGUCGCAUGGCAUUGUUCAUCUGAUUCUGUUUUCAAUCGCGUAAAUCGACCUUUUGAUGUAACAUGUUUGAGCAAAUUGUUUCCAAAUUUAAGGAUUUUCGACUUUACAAACUCAUUUUACUUACUCAGUAAAGUACCAAUUGAAGAUAUCACUAAACUAAUCAGAGACUCAGAAUCUUUGAAAGGAAUAAUAUGGGAUAAAAAUUUGGAGUUCAAAAUACCGCAAAACUCUAACCUCGAAAUGUUAUCUACCGGAUUUAUUAAUCCGAACAUAAAUUCAAUCUAUGAAACGGUGAAACAAUUGAACCUUUGUAACUUUACUCUAAGAGAAUUCAAAGAAGUGGCCCAUUGUUUUCCAAAUCUUGAAAGGCUGAACAUUAAAAGUUCAGAAGACACAACAGAUUUCUCUGAUGGUCAAGUAUUGGAAAAUCUUAAAAUAGUUGAAUUAGCUGAUAGCAAUGACACCAGCUGUUCAUUUGACUUCAUGGAUUCAUGCCCAGCAUUACAAAGUGCUUAUAUCGAAGUAAAUUUCGUUCGCUUUACCUGCUUUUAUGCAAAAAAGCAUGUAAAUUUACAAGAUUUGGUCUUAGAAUUUCGUGUACCAAACAAAUGGAAGGAUCUAUCCAUAUGCAUUUCGAAAUAUCCAAAUCUAAAGCAUUUGGCAAUACGAAAUGCCUAUUUAAGGGAUGAAGACAUCAAGCAAUUAAUAUUAAUUUUGCCAAAACUAGCACUACUCGAUGUUCGUGCAACUCGCGGAGUCACUCAAGAAGCUGCUGAUCAUGUUCAGGAUUAUUGUAAACAGAAUGGCCGAUCAAUCAAGUUUUAUUUCAAAGCAGAUGACAAACAAAUUGAAUCUGAUUGGCCGCAGAUAUUGAAUCGAUUAGAUAAAGUUUGUCGUGGAUUUGAUUUCAUGGAACAUUGUUUUUUCAGAGAUUUUGAUUUCUUGCCUCAUUUGUUGGACCCGAUAGAUGAUUAAAAAUGCAAAUAAUCCAAUAACAUGAUCUUUUGAAAUGUCAAUCCUUUGCACUUAAUUUUCGUUUUAGCUCCGAGGUGUACGAUAUUGAAAGAAAAGUUGCUAUCUUCAGAAAAUUCACCAUCUUUGCUAACUUUUCACCCCGAUAUUCCGAGCACCCAAAAAAAGUUCUUUAAUCUUGGUGUUAUUGUAAAAACGCACUUUAAAUCUUACAAUUCCAAUAUAAAAUUUUAUUGGGUCUUAUUUAAAAUCA
Molecule: messenger RNA, 2059 nt
Organism: Tetranychus urticae (two-spotted spider mite)
Lineage: Eukaryota; Metazoa; Arthropoda; Arachnida; Trombidiformes; Tetranychidae
Molecular function (GO): protein binding
Source: RefSeq, a predicted model, not a curated record